GUAGAUGAAAGGGAAGCCGUGUCCGUUGUGCCCCGUCCCUUUCUCACUGCUUGCCGCUCAUUCCGUGACUUUGCCUCUUCAAGGCUGCUCCCUCGGUCCGCCUCAGGGCGGCCAUUCCACCCGCCCCCCACUUCCGAUGGAACAGUGUUAUGAGUUUCCGGAUGGUCAGAUUCAGUCCGGCCCCCGGACUGGAAGUCAGACGUGACAGAGAACUGACUUUCGCUGCCGCUGCUCCUCUCGUGUCGGGCGUCCGGAGCGCCAGCGCUCGACCCCAACGGGGAAGCGGUUACAAUGGGAUCGGCUGCUCCCAAACGAAGAGGAGAGCGCGCCUGGAGGGGAAGGGAGCAACAGGUCGGAGGCGGUGACUGAACUCAGUGGCCAGCCUAUGAGAAGGGGGCAGAGCUGUAUUCAUUGAAAAUACUUUGACUGGGCGAUGAGGGCGCAGCUUCGGAAACUGAUCUUGCUCCUGCUACUGGACAGCUCCCUGGCCACCCUCUACGUGUCCCAGUGGCCUCAGAGGUUGGAGGUCCCGAGUGGCUCCAACGUGACUCUGCACUGCGAAGUUCUGGGGCUGACGGAACCCCGGAUGAUAAUCUACCCCUACUGGGUGAUCGGCGGGACGGGGGAGGGGGAAGAGGAACGUGUCGUCUACCCGCCCCCCAAGGAAUCCCAGCAGGAAGCCGCCCUAGCUGAGAGUGAGAUCGGCGCGGGACUCUCCCUCCAACUCCGGCACCUCCGCCCGAGCCACUCCAACACCUACCGCUGUCUGGCGUCCGUUCACCUUCCCGACCGGCGGCUGCUGCUCCGAGGGAACGGGACCGUGCUCCUGGUACGAGACAGCUCCCUCGCCACCCUCCACGUGUCCCAGUUGCCUCAGAGGUUGGAGGUCCCGAGUGGCUCCAACGUGACGCUACACUGCGAAGUUCUGGGGCUGACGGAACCCCGGGUGAUAAUCUACCCCUACUGGGUGAUCGGCGGGACGGGGGAGGGGGAAGAGGAACGUGUCGUCUACCCGCCGCCCAAGGAAUCCCAGCAGGAAGCCGCCCUACCUGAGAGUGAGAUCGGCGCGGGACUCUCCCUCCAACUCCGGCACCUCCGCCCGAGCCACUCCAACACCUACCGCUGUCUGGCGUCCGUUCACCUUCCCGACCGGCAGCUGCUGCUCCGAGGGAACGGGACCGUGCUCCUGGUACGAGACAGCUCCCUCGGCACCCUCUACGUGUCCCAGUGGCCUCAGAGGUUGGAGGUCCCGAGUGGCUCCAACGUGACGCUGCACUGCGAAGUUCUGGGGCUGACGGAACCCCGGGUGAUAAUCUACCCCUACUGGGUGAUCGGCGGGACGGGGGAGGGGGAAGAGGAACGUGUCGUCUACCCGCCGCCCAAGGAAUCCCAGCAGGAAGCCGCCCUACCUGAGAGUGAGAUCGGCGCGGGACUCUCCCUCCAACUCCGGCACCUCCGCCCGAGCCACUCCAACACCUACCGCUGUCUGGCGUCUGUUCACCUUCCCGACCGGCAGCUGCUGCUCCGAGGGAACGGGACCGUGCUCCUGGUACGAGACAGCUCCCUCGCCACCCUCCACGUGUCCCAGUUGCCUCAGAGGUUGGAGGUCCCGAGUGGCUCCAACGUGACGCUGCACUGCGAAGUUCUGGGGCUGACGGAACCCCGGGUGAUAAUCUACCCCUACUGGGUGAUCGGCGGGACGGGGGAGGGGGAAGAGGAACGUGUCGUCUACCCGCCGCCCAAGGAAUCCCAGCAGGAAGCCUCCCUACCUGAGAGUGAGAUCGGCGCGGGACUCUCCCUCCAACUCCGGCACCUCCGCCCGAGCCACUCCAACACCUACCGCUGCCUGGCGUCCGUUCACCUUCCCGACCGGCAGCUGCUGCUCCGAGGGAACGGGACCGUGCUCCUGGUACGAGACAGCUCCCUCGCCACCCUCCACGUGUCCCAGUUGCCUCAGAGGUUGGAGGUCCCGAGUGGCUCCAACGUGACGCUGCACUGCGAAGUUCUGGGGCUGACGGAACCCCGGGUGAUAAUCUACCCCUACUGGGUGAUCGGCGGGACGGGGGAGGGGGAAGAGGAACGUGUCGUCUACCCGCCCCCCAAGGAAUCCCAGCAGGAAGCCGCCCUACCUGAGAGUGAGAUCGGCGCGGGACUCUCCCUCCAACUCCGGCACCUCCGCCCGAGCCACUCCAACACCUACCGCUGCCUGGCGUCCGUUCACCUUCCCGACCGGCAGCUGCUGCUCCGAGGGAACGGGACCGUGCUCCUGGUACGAGACAGCUCCCUCGCCACCCUCUACGUGUCCCAGUUGCCUCAGAGGUUGGAGGUCCCGAGUGGCUCCAACGUGACGCUGCACUGCGAAGUUCUGGGGCUGACGGAUCCCCGGGUGAUAAUCUACCCCUACUGGGUGAUCGGCGGGACGGGGGAGGGGGAAGAGGAACGUGUCGUCUACCCGCCCCCCAAGGAAUCCCAGCAGGAAGCCGCCCUACCUGAGAGUGAGAUCGGCGCGGGACUCUCCCUCCAACUCCGGCACCUCCGCCCGAGCCACUCCAACACCUACCGCUGUCUGGCGUCUGUUCACCUUCCCGACCGGCAGCUGCGGCUCCGAGGGAACGGGACCGUGCUCCUGGUACGAGACAGCUCCGUCGCCACCCUCUACGUGUCCCAGUUGCCUCAGAGGUUGGAGGUCCCGAGUGGCUCCAACGUGACGCUGCACUGCGAAGUUCUGGGGCUGACGGAACCCCGGGUGAUAAUCUACCCCUACUGGGUGAUCGGCGGGACGGGGGAGGGGGAAGAGGAACGUGUCGUCUACCCGCCGCCCAAGGAAUCCCAGCAGGAAGCCGCCCUACCUGAGAGUGAGAUCGGCGCGGGACUCUCCCUCCAACUCCGGCACCUCCGCCCGAGCCACUCCAACACCUACCGCUGUCUGGCGUCCGUUCACCUUCCCGACCGGCAGCUGCUGCUCCAAGGGAACGGGACCGUGCUCCUGGUACGAGACAGCUCCCUCGCCACCCUCCACGUGUCCCAGUGGCCUCGGAGGUUGGAGGUCCCGAGUGGCUCCAACGUGACGCUGCACUGCGAAGUUCUGGGGCUGACGGAACCCCGGGUGAUAAUCUACCCCUACUGGGUGAUCGGCGGGACGGGGGAGGGGGAAGAGGAACGUGUCGUCUACCCGCCCCCCAAGGAAUCCCAGCAGGAAGCCGCCCUACCUGAGAGUGAGAUCGGCGCGGGACUCUCCCUCCAACUCCGGCACCUCCGUCCGAGCCACUCCAACACCUACCGCUGCCUGGCGUCCGUUCACCUUCCCGACCGGCAGCUGCUGCUCCGAGGGAACGGGACCGUGCUCCUGGUACGAGACAGCUCCCUCGCCACCCUCCACGUGUCCCAGUUGCCUCAGAGGUUGGAGGUCCCGAGUGGCUCCAACGUGACGCUGCACUGCGAAGUUCUGGGGCUGACGGAACCCCGGGUGAUAAUCUACCCCUACUGGGUGAUCGGCGGGACGGGGGAGGGGGAAGAGGAACGUGUCGUCUACCCGCCCCCCAAGGAAUCCCAGCAGGAAGCCGCCCUACCUGAGAGUGAGAUCGGCGCGGGACUCUCCCUCCAACUCCGGCACCUCCGCCCGAGCCACUCCAACACCUACCGCUGUCUGGCGUCCGUUCACCUUCCCGACCGGCAGCUGCUGCUCCGAGGGAACGGGACCGUGCUCCUGGUACGAGACAGCUCCGUCGCCACCCUCUACGCGUCCCAGUGGCCUCAGAGGUUGGAGGUCCCGAGUGGCUCCAACGUGACGCUGCACUGCGAAGUUCUGGGGCUGACGGAACCCCGGGUGAUAAUCUACCCCUACUGGGUGAUCGGCGGGACGGGGGAGGGGGAAGAGGAACGUGUCGUCUACCCGCCGCCCAAGGAAUCCCAGCAGGAAGCCGCCCUACCUGAGAGUGAGAUCGGCGCGGGACUCUCCCUCCAACUCCGGCACCUCCGCCCGAGCCACUCCAACACCUACCGCUGUCUGGCGUCCGUUCAUCUUCCCGACCGGCAGCUGCUGCUCCGAGGGAACGGGACCGUGCUCCUGGUACGAGACAGCUCCCUCGCCACCCUCCACGUGUCCCAGUGGCCUCGGAGGUUGGAGGUCCCUAGUGGCUCCAACGUGACGCUGCACUGCGAAGUUCUGGGGCUGACGGAACCCCGGGUGAUAAUCUACCCCUACUGGGUGAUCGGCGGGACGGGGGAGGGGGAAGAGGAACGUGUCGUCUACCCGCCCCCCAAGGAAUCCCAGCAGGAAGCCGCCCUACCUGAGAGUGAGAUCGGCGCGGGACUCUCCCUCCAACUACGGCACCUCCGCCCGAGCCACUCCAACACCUACCGCUGCCUGGCGUCCGUUCACCUUCCCGACCGGCAGCUGCUGCUCCGAGGGAACGGGACCGUGCUCCUGGUACGAGGUUCUCCCCUGGAGCCACUGCCUCUUUACAUCCUGCUCAGCCUGAAGGCGCUCGCACUGCUAUUCCUGACCAUCGCGUAUCGGCUCCCAAAGAGCAAGAGCGAACCAGCGCACCCAGUUUAGUUCCGUAAUGUGCGGACUCUGAAGGGACGGAGACAGUGGCGGAGCACUGCUGGCGGACCCGGGACACUUCCUUAGUCCGUCCUCCUGCAGCCUGGACUGUGCCAAUCACCAACUUUCUCCCAACGACAUCUCACUGUCAGGAGAGACCAACAGAUUCCCGACAGACCAAAGGACAUCCUUCAUGGAGCUGAUCAUCUUCCAGCAAUACUUGAUGCCUGUCUGUGUGAGAUCAGGAAAUAGUCUGUUUCGCAGAGAAUCCUUACCCUUACGGAAAACGAAGUUGUUGUUAAAAUACUGGGUUAACUUGAGGGAGCAGAGGAAUGAUCACCCUGAUAAAAGUUUGUUGCAAGACUGUUGGGAACAUCAGGAAAAGUGUGUUUUUAUUUCUGGCUGGCUGGGUUCUCAUCACGUUAGGAAUACGGGUUUGCUAGAUUAUGUAAUUUGUCCCACUGAUGUUGUUUCGUUAACCCACCAUGAUCUUUUCCAAUGCAUUUAGUUGAUUUUAGUUGCAUGAUUCAAAGAAAUCCAAGGAUCCUGAUAUGCCCAAGAGUCUGUUGGUUCAUCAGUAUGUUAAUGCAAAUUAUUGUGAUACGUUAACCAUUUUUACUGAUGGAUCAAAAGAUAAUUUAACAGGGAAUGUGGGUGUGGCUGUAUUUGUGCCUGAUUUACAAUAAAGUAACAAUAA
Molecule: messenger RNA, 5243 nt
Organism: Hypanus sabinus (Atlantic stingray)
Lineage: Eukaryota; Metazoa; Chordata; Chondrichthyes; Myliobatiformes; Dasyatidae
Product: hemicentin-2-like
Exons: 14
Coding region: 434-4558 (1374 amino acids)
Source: RefSeq, a predicted model, not a curated record